UUUUGUUUAUUUGUUUGUUUAUACAAUUACAGACAUAACACGAGAUAACCCUAGAAAGAUCUCUUCAUCUCUCUCUCUCUCUCUCCGACAACAAAAGUCAAUCUAUCGCUAAUUUCAAUUCCAAUUACAUACAAAGUGAAAAAAAUGGCGUCCUUUAAGAUGAUGUCUUCUUCCAAUUCCGAUCUGUCUCGGCGUAAUUCUUCUUCUGCUUCAUCUUCCCCUUCUAUUAGAUCAUCAUCGCACCAUCUCCGACCAAAUCUUCACACCGAUCACUCCAGAAUCAGUUUCGCUUACGGCGGUGGCAACGAUUACACUUUCGCCUCUGAUUCGAAGCCGUUAGAUAUGGCGGUUGAUACUGCUGAGCGGAGUAUCGGAGAUCGGAACAGCGUUAACAACGGCAAGAGUGUGGACGACGUUUGGAAAGAGAUCGUAUCUGGAGAGCAAAAGAGGAUCAUGAUGAAAGAGGAAGCACAUGAUGAUGUGAUAAUGACGCUUGAGGAUUUUUUAGCGAAAGCAGCAAUGGAUGAUGUUGAUGGGGAUGCAGCUAACAUGGAUUCAGAUGAAAUUGAUGUGAAGAUUCCUCCGGAGAGACUAAACAACGACGGUAGCUAUACAUUCGAUUUUCCGAUGAUGCCGCAGACGCAGCCGCAGCCGCAGAGACAUAGUUCGUUUCAGAUGAUUGAAGGAUCAAUGGGUGGAGGAGGAGGAGUGAGGGGAAAAAGAGGGAGAGUGAUGAUGGAGGCCAUGGAUAAAGCAGCAGCUCAGAGACAGAAGAGGAUGAUCAAGAACCGUGAAUCUGCGGCUAGGUCCAGAGAGAGGAAACAGGCUUAUCAAGUUGAGUUAGAGACUUUGGCUGCGAAAUUAGAGGAAGAGAAUGAGCAGCUUUUGAAGGAGAUUGAAGAGAGCACUAAAGAGAGAUACAAGAAGCUAAUGGAGGUUUUGAUUCCGGUCGAUGAGAAACCAAGGCCAUCCUCGCGUUCUUUAUGCAGGAGUCAUUCUUUGGAAUGGUGAAGAGUGGUGUAAGUUGCAGAUUCUAGUGGUAAUAAAGAUGUAUGAUGUAUACUUUUGUAUGUGAAUAAAAAUUAAACCGAUGGGCUUGAUUACUAUAUUGUAAUCUAUAUAGUAAAAUGAUGGUGCUAUGGUUAGUACUUAGUUUACCUUUGAAUGUCUCUCAUGGAUGUAAUGGAGAGAAUACAUAGUUUUUGCUGA
This is a messenger RNA of Camelina sativa (false flax), 1209 nucleotides long. Its product is annotated as G-box-binding factor 4. Lineage: Eukaryota; Viridiplantae; Streptophyta; Magnoliopsida; Brassicales; Brassicaceae. Gene Ontology annotation, cellular component: nucleus. The record is from RefSeq and is a predicted model, not a curated record. Gene Ontology annotation, molecular function: DNA-binding transcription factor activity. Gene Ontology annotation, biological process: positive regulation of DNA-templated transcription.